Molecule: messenger RNA, 1274 nt
Organism: Bombus pascuorum
Lineage: Eukaryota; Metazoa; Arthropoda; Insecta; Hymenoptera; Apidae
Gene: Sf3a2
Product: splicing factor 3A subunit 2
Exons: 2
Coding region: 268-1092 (274 amino acids)
Biological process (GO): spliceosomal complex assembly
Cellular component (GO): U2 snRNP; nucleus; U2-type prespliceosome
Molecular function (GO): nucleic acid binding; zinc ion binding
Source: RefSeq, a predicted model, not a curated record
UUCAAUACUUGGCUGCAUGGUACAGCACCUGUACUGUGAAAUAACUAGAACUACAGGCGUGAGCACUCUCAUUUUCUCUCUGUUAGUAAUGUAAUUAUAUAUCUUAUAUUGGCUGCACUGACAUUCUCGAUAGUUCAUGUCAGUGUAUAUAUCAGAUAAUUUAGUGAAACUUAACUUACAUUGAAGUCCCACUAUGUUUUGUUUAUAAAUAAAACAUUAAUGUAUUCUGUAUUUAAAUAAGUGAAAGAACAUAUAUAAAAGACAGAAAUGGAUUUUCAAAAUCGUCCAGGAGGCAAAACUGGCGGCGGAGGUGUCGCGUCCUGGUCAGAAAGUAACCGAGAUAGAAGAGAACGGUUACGACAACUUGCUUUGGAGACUAUUGACCUCAACAAGGAUCCAUAUUUUAUGAAAAAUCAUUUAGGUUCUUAUGAAUGUAAAUUAUGUUUAACUCUUCACAAUAAUGAGGGCAGUUAUUUGGCCCAUACACAAGGUAAAAAGCAUCAAGCUAACCUAGCUAGAAGAGCUGCUAAAGAAGCAAAGGAAGCUCCUCAAACACUUGCUCCUGAAAAACCUCGAGUAGAACCAAAAAAAUUUGUAAAGAUUGGAAGACCAGGUUAUAGAGUAACUAAACAAAGAGAUCCAGAAUCAGGACAACAAAGUUUAUUAUUCCAAGUUGACUAUCCAGAAGUUGCAGAUAAUGUUAUUCCAAGACAUAGGUUUAUGUCAGCAUAUGAACAGAGAGUUGAACCACCAGAUCGUAAAUGGCAAUAUUUAUUGUUUGCUGCUGAGCCUUAUGAAACUAUAGCUUUCAAGGUACCUAGUAGAGAAGUCGAAAAGGCAGAAGGCAAGUUUUGGACACAUUGGAACAAAGAUACAAAACAGUUCUUUUUACAAUUUGCAUUUAAAAACGAAAAGCCUUCAGUUAGUAAGGUGCCACCACCUCCAGUUCCUCUAAUACGACCUGGUUUAGGACCAUCUAUGGUACCAGUACCACCACCACCAAGACCACCUAUAUUUAAUCCAGUACCACCACCACCAGCACUUUUAGCCACUGGUAUGCAAAUACCUCCACCACCACCUCAUUUAGCAUAAUUUUUUAUUCAGAUACAACAAUGCGGAGAAAGGUUAUAAAUCAAUAUCGAAAUGUACAUUCUAUAAAAAUAAAAAUGUUUUCGUGCAUAAAAGAAAUGUGAGGAGUCAUUGUUAUACUGUAUUUUUCUUUGUCCUUUGCUAUUAUAAUUUUGUAUACUUAUUACUAAUAAAAUUAGUAUCCU